This is a messenger RNA of Menidia menidia (Atlantic silverside), 2606 nucleotides long. NCBI's taxonomy places the organism in Eukaryota, Metazoa, Chordata, Actinopteri, Atheriniformes, Atherinopsidae. The record is from the annotation of a GenBank genome assembly.
AGAGAGGAGCCUACAAUUGUGGAAGAAUGGGCGGAACACAUCAUUGUAUUGCACACCUCUAAAAAAACAGUGCUCUGAUUCAUAAAUAUAAAAAGAUCCUCUGAGGAGGGCAGUGUUUUUGUGUGAUGGCAACUUCACUUCUAGGGGAGGAGCCGAGGCUAGGAUCGACUCCUUUAGCCAUGUUAGCUGCAACAUGUAAUAAAAUAGGGAGUCCGAGCCCUUCACCGUCCACAAUUUCGGAUAAUUCCUCCUCGUUUGGGAAAGGCUUCCACCCCUGGAAAAGAGCCACCGCCAGCAGCUGCAGCCUCGGGUCCGGCCUGUCCGGGUUCGGUGUGUCCCGCAAUGGAUCUGGCAUCUCGGACUCUUUCGGCACCAACAACUCCACCGGAUCCAGUGCCUUCUCCCUCACGUCCGGCACCUCGUCCGGUUCCCACUUUGGAAACGAUUAUUCUGUUUUCCAAGCCUCCGUUUCGAGCAACUCUCAAGAGUCCAGCCACCAGCCGGUUUUCAUCUCCAAGGUGCACACGUCAGUGGACAGUUUGCAGGGCAUCUAUCCCAGGAUGAGUGUUGCGCAUCCUUACGAGUCCUGGUUCAAAUCCUCCCACCCCGGUAUCCCUGCAGGGGAAGUGGGCACCACCGGAGCCUCUGCGUGGUGGGAUGUGGGAGCGGGAUGGAUUGAUGUUCAAAACCCGAAUGGAGCAGCACUACAGACGCCUUUACAUUCCGGUGGACUCCAGACCUCCUUACACUCUCCCCUGGGCGGAUAUAAUUCUGAUUACUCGAGCUUAAGUCACUCUGCCUUUAGUACAAACCCCUCUCCGCACCUGUUGACAACUGGCCAGCACCUGAUGGAUGGUUUCAAGCCGGUGUUGUCCUCUUACCCGGACACAAGUCCUUCCCCGUUAACCGGGGCGGGGGGGACCAUGCUUUCCGGGGGUCCGCCUGCAUCUUUAGCGGGUUCCCCGAGGUCAUCUGCCCGGCGGUACUCCGGCAGAGCCACGUGCGACUGUCCGAACUGCCAGGAGGCGGAGAGACUGGGACCCGCGGGCGCCAGCCUCCGGAGGAAAGGUCUGCACAGCUGCCACAUCCCGGGCUGCGGGAAGGUGUACGGGAAAACGUCCCACCUCAAGGCGCACUUGCGGUGGCACACCGGCGAGAGGCCGUUCGUGUGCAACUGGCUCUUUUGCGGGAAGAGGUUCACGCGCUCCGACGAGCUCCAGCGACAUUUACGCACGCACACCGGGGAGAAGCGCUUCGCUUGUCCGGUGUGCAACAAGAGGUUUAUGCGUAGCGAUCACCUGAGUAAACACGUAAAGACUCACAGCGCCGGGGGCUCCGCCGGCUCUGGCUCCGGGGGCAGCGGGGGGAAGAGGGGCAGCGACACCGACAGCGAGCACAGCGCACCGGGAAGCCCUCCGUGCCAUUCCCCAGACCUGUUGCACCCACCCGAAUCCACCCAAGGCGUGGGUAUGAACGGCCUCUAAAUCUCUCCCCGUUGAUUUAGAAAAUUGAAAAAAAAAAAAAACUGUACAACAACAUGUUGUGAUGGGAUGGUCCGAAAGGACAAGAGAGUGGACAUACUUUGACGUAUGCGACGUGUUUGCUCCUGAGUGUUGUCAUAUAAAAAGAGAAAAUUGGCCCGUGCGUUCUUUUGACUUUUUUUUCCGAGUGUUUAAGACUAACUGCAUCAUAUGAUAGCUGUCCCAUCAGAACUUAUCUAGGCUUCAUCUGCGGUGUGAGAGUCAAAUCAAGUUUUUGUGUGGAGCAGGAGACCUGUGAUACUUCUUUGCCACCUGGCCUUUACAAACCCCCAAUGUUGUAUUUCUCACUAUAAGACAUAAAAGACGAAAAAAAAUAAAUUAAUGAAUGGAUAUUAAAACGCUUAGCUGUGAGAUAUUGGGGGCCGCAGAAAUCGCGCUAUUGCAUUUACACACGUAGUCGUGAAAACCAAACACUGGCACUUUAUUAUCGAGCGAGACGAGUUGUUUUUGUCACUGCGGAUGGACAGCUCGAUAGGAACAAUUUACCUGUAGAAGAUGGUGAGCUGUGGGAUGCAACGAUUCCCAUUUGAUCUGUUUCAUCCCAGAACGGAGGAGAAAAAGGAGAUCCAGAUCACACAUUGCCAUUCAUCUCGCAGUAGUGCGCCAAGUUUGUAAGUAGGACAGCCGAGGUUAUACUUACACUUUGACUUUGCUGGAAAUUGUGUUGUACAUAAAAGAAAUGUAGGUUAGAGUAAUUUCAGCCCAAUGUAAAGGUGAGCAAUGUAUUUGUCCAGGAGACGAUUUUGUAUAGGUAUUUCUAGUUGUAUAUGGACUCUAGUAAAUAUUUGAAAAUAUACGGAAAUGUAUUUGGAUUUUUCUUUGACAUGUAUGAAAUGUAUUGUGGGGAGUUAUAUUUAACCACGAGUUUUCUUGUAUUUAGGGGUCUAUCGUUAGGCGCACUUUGAAUUUAUUUGUAUGGUUUGGAAAUCAUUUACUGUUUGCCCACUCGUUUAAUUUAAGUAAGCAUGUUGUAAAGUGAUUUUAAUUUUACAAUGAUAUUUUUUUUUCUCUCCCUGAGAAUGGCUUUUUAUGUGAGCCACUCAAUAAAGUCAGUAUGAAUUCAGA